Osmerus eperlanus (European smelt) is the source of this 934-nucleotide messenger RNA. RefSeq lists its product as uncharacterized. NCBI's taxonomy places the organism in Eukaryota, Metazoa, Chordata, Actinopteri, Osmeriformes, Osmeridae. The transcript has 7 exons. The coding region runs from base 112 to 762 and encodes 216 amino acids. The record is from RefSeq and is a predicted model, not a curated record.
AAACACUGGGCCGGAUGUAAUAGGAACCCCAAAAAUAGUUUAGCCUAUUAGGUUGUUGAAAUAGUCUCCCGAAUCUUGAGACUCACAGCCAUCACCAGGGUAAAUACAGACAUGGAAGACAAAGGUGUUUGCGAGGAGUCCGAGACCAGUCAACCCCAGAACAUCACUCCUGCAGCAGAGCAGGGUCCCUUAGUUUCAGUCACGUUUCAGACGGACCCACACCGAAAACUGAAGUACUUGGAGUCAGAACCUAAAGCAUUAGGGGUGACCCAAAUUACCUUCAGUGUGUUUAGGAUCUUCACUUGCGCAGUAUUCUAUGUCCUUGGAUUGUAUCUCUCGAUUGAGCAGAUCGUCAUUUAUCUGAUUGGAUCUGUGUCGGUGAUGGUCGCUGGUUCUCUGGCCUUGGUGGCUCAGAAUCUCCAUCUUCCCACUCUGAAGGCCUGUCUGGGGAUGCAGGUGGUGGCCUGUGUGAUCUCUAUAUUGAAUUUGCUCGUGGAAGGAACUGACUUUGGGCUGGAGGCCAGCUUCAGUGACACGUGCUGGAUGUCAUGGAAUGACAACGAUACAGGAGUCCAACAUGAUAACUGCAUGAUGCUGUCAACGACACACACACAUUAUACUGCUGAGAAUUUCCUGAUCCAUGCUGCCUCGGUGGCUAUCUCUGUCACCCUGGCUGCCUACUGCUGCAAGGUUAUCAACUGCUGCUCACCCACAUCCAGGAUGCCUGUGAUCACUGUCCAAGCCCCUCCCACUCAGCAAUGACAAAUUAAUCAACCUACACCUGGAGUCAGCUAACCAGCAUGUACUCACAUUGUCUGACGAUCUAUACCAAUACUAGUCAUUAUAAAGCACGGAUAUGACAUGUCACACAAACAAGCUGGCACUUAUUUUAACCGAAUGUUUGUUUAUUACAUAAAAAUACAUAUAAUACAUA